UAAAUAUAGCAAACAUGUCUAGCAUGUGAUAUGACCGGCAGCAUUCAGAGCAAAAUGUUUGUCCUCGGGCUGCUGGCGACAUUUGUCGCCCUUUCAGUGAGUGAUCUUAACGUAAACAUCGGCAACCACUGGCCCGGGGGAUUCCAGGUUAAAGGCUGCAUACCUAUUACAGAAGAGCUUCACUCAUGGAAAGUCAAUGUCAAGUUUGACCAGACUGUAGAAGCCCUUGAGACUGGGACAGCGGAUGUCCUCAAGAUGGACGGGGGAAUGGAGUUUGUCCUCUCCAACAAACAGUGGAAUGCCAAUGAACACGUGGGCGAUAAGCUCUGCUUGGACCUAGUGGCAAGAACUACUGGGGACAUUCAGCCAAAGAUGACGAUGUCUGUAGAAGGGAUGAACACCACUGGAACGAUUGGAAACUCUUCAAACAACAACAACAGCAACCAGCAGCAGACAGCAACACCAGGUGUCACCGUGACCGUCCCAAUAUCUACGAAUGUCAGCACGGGUAUUGGUGGUGGGGAGGAGUUCACCACGAACAACAUGCAGAUCUACAACGACUGGGGCAACAGGUUUGAAGCCGAGUUCUCCUUCCCUGCUACUGAAAACAUAGAAGGUUGGGAGGUGGCAAUCAACUUCUCAGAGCCGGUCGAUAAGCUGGACCUGUGGGUAGCCGAUGUGUACAAAAAGUCGGCCGAUGGCAAACACUGGGUCGUCAUCAACAAGCAAGAUAAGGUUUUCUUCACAAAGGGCGAAACUGUGAAACUCCGCUUCUUUGGCAACACUCAGGCGUCGUCAGCGCCAACCGCUGUCGCCACACUCACCAACCUCGGACACGACGACAAUGGAUUUCCAAAUGUGAAGAACACGGGAGGCACCAAAUACAACUAUGAUGAGGUCCUAUACAAAUCCAUCCUCUUCUACGACGCCCAGAGAUCAGGCAAACUUCCGGCCGACAACCCCAUCCCUUGGAGAGGGGACUCCGCCCUGGGAGACAAGGGGGAUAAUGGGGAGGACCUCACUGGAGGGUGGUAUGACGCUGGUGACCACGUCAAGUUCAACUUCCCCAUGUCGUGGUCCACCACCAUCCUCACCUGGAGCCUGCUGCAGUGGAAGGAGGCGUACGUGGAGUCAGGACAGUACGACAACAUGCUCGACUGUAUCAAGUGGCCACUGGACUACCUCCUCAAGUGUCACACAGCCAAGGACGAACUCUAUGUACAGGUUGGAAACGGAGGGGCAGACCACAGUUUCUGGGGCCGACCUGAAGACAUGAAAAUGGCCAGACCCGCGUAUAAGAUCACCCCUUCAAAACCCGGAAGUGACGUAGCUGGACAAACAGCAGCUGCCUUUGCAGCUGGGUCAAUGGCAUUCAAAGACAAAGACGCUGCCUAUUCCAAGACGCUGUUGGACCAUGCGGUGCAGCUGUAUGACUUCGCCAUGGCCAACAAGGGACGAUACAGCCAAAGCGUUCAAGCCGCCGCCCAGUUCUACCCGUCCACGAACAACACAGACGAGCACGCCUGGGCCGGACUGUGGCUGUAUCAGGCGACUGGGGACCCUAAAUACCUGACCGAGGCCGAGAAAUACCACCAGCCCGGGGAGGCUUGGGGCAUGAGCUGGGACGACAACCAGGCGGCCAACAAUGUCCUGUUCUACAAGCUGACCCGUAAAGACGUCUACAAGCAGGACCUGGAGGAUACGUUCGAGAAAUACUGGUUCCCCAACCAGGUCAUCAAGUACACGCCUAAAGGACUGGCGUGGAGGCUGCAGUGGGGAUCUCUCAGAUAUGCGUCAAACAUGGCGUUCGCUGCCCUGAUGGCUGCUGAGGCGGGGGUAAACCCGGACAAGUACCGGGAGUGGGCCAUGAGUCAGAUUCACUACGCUCUGGGAGACAAUGGAUUCAGCUACCUCAUUGGGUUCGGCAAGGACUACCCACACAGUCCCCAUCACAGAUCCAGCUCGUGUCCCUGGGAACCAGCUCCUUGUGGACCUCAGGUCAUGUCCAGCCACGUCGCUAACGUCCACACCCUGUACGGAGCCCUGGUAGGAGGGCCCGAUGACAGUGACGGCUACAAGGACGACCGCUCCAACUACGUCAACAACGAAGUAGCUUGUGACUACAACGCCGGCUUCCAGGGAGCUGUUGCAGGUCUGAGGUCUUUGGUCACAAGGAAGGUUCACCCAGAACAGUUGGCUAAACCUUAAGUUGAAUAUUGGUAAUAAAGUUAAAUCAAUACAUGCA
This is a messenger RNA of Haliotis rufescens (red abalone), 2245 nucleotides long. RefSeq names its product endoglucanase 4-like. The record is from RefSeq and is a predicted model, not a curated record. The transcript has 14 exons. Gene Ontology annotation, biological process: carbohydrate metabolic process. Lineage: Eukaryota; Metazoa; Mollusca; Gastropoda; Lepetellida; Haliotidae. Bases 31 to 2208 code for a protein of 725 amino acids. Gene Ontology annotation, molecular function: polysaccharide binding; hydrolase activity, hydrolyzing O-glycosyl compounds.